CUCCAGAUGGGGCAGAUCAAUGCGCGCAUUCCAGUUUAUUGUAACUGUAGAGGCAUGUGAUUUCAGCCCGUAAUGUCCGCGCGCUGGAUUGAGCACAAUGCAGUGAAUAUGGUGCCACUUGGAAACACGGAGCUCUGCGCACAAUUUACUUUCCAAUUACUUCUGAAGCCAUUUAUACGGAGUGAAACCGCAGCUGUCUCGCGCAAGGUUGUUUUAUUAAGGUGACUACAGAGCCAUGAGGUCCUCAUCCUCGCGUUUAUCAAGUUUUUCCUCCAGGGAUUCUUUAUGGAAUCGGAUGCCGGAUCAGAUCUCCGUGUCCGAGUUUCUCUCGGAAACGACGGAGGAUUACAAUUCCCCCACGACAUCCAGCUUCACCACUCGCUUGCAGAGCUGUCGGAACACGGUCAAUGUUCUGGAAGAGGCUUUGGACCAGGACCGAACAGCUUUACAAAAGGUCAAGAAAUCCGUCAAAGCGAUCUACAACUCGGGUCAAGAGCAUGUGCAGAAUGAAGAGAUUUAUGGGCAGGCACUGGACAAGUUUGGCAGCAACUUCAUCAGCAGAGAUAACUCUGAUCUGGGGACAGCCUUCAUCAAGUUCUCUGGCCUUAUCAAGGAACUGGCCGCUCUCCUCAAGAACCUGCUCCAGAGUCUCAGUCACAAUGUCAUCUUCACCCUGGACUCUCUGCUCAAAGGAGAUCUGAAGGGAGUGAAGGGGGAUCUUAAAAAGCCUUUCGACAAGGCCUGGAAAGACUAUGAGACCAAGUUCACAAAGAUUGAGAAGGAGAAGAGGGAACAUGCCAAGCAGCACGGCAUGAUCCGUACAGAGAUCACCGGCGCAGAGAUCGCAGAAGAGAUGGAGAAAGAGCGGAGGAUCUUUCAGCUGCAGAUGUGUGAGUACCUGAUCAAAGUGAAUGAGAUUAAGACUAAGAAGGGAGUGGAUCUCCUGCAGAAUCUCAUCAAGUAUUAUCACGCACAGUGCAAUUUUUUCCAGGACGGCUUGAAAACCGCUGACAAGUUGAAGCAGUAUAUCGAGAAAUUAGCAGCUGAUCUUUAUAAUAUAAAACAGACCCAGGACGAAGAGAAAAAACAGCUCACAGCUCUCAGAGACCUCAUUAAAUCGUCUUUACAACUGGACCAGAAAGAGGAUUCCCAGAGCAAACAGAGCGGUUACAGUAUGCACCAGUUGCAGGGCAAUAAGGAGUUUGGCAGUGAGAAGAAGGGCUAUCUGUUUAAGAAGAGUGACGGGAUCCGUAAGGUAUGGCAGAGGAGGAAGUGCUCAGUGAAAAAUGGCAUUCUCACGAUCUCCCAUGCCACAUCCAACAGGCAACCGGUGAGACUGAAUCUGCUGACCUGCCAGGUUAAACCCAGCGGAGAGGAUAAGAAGUGCUUUGACCUUAUCUCCCAUAAUCGAACAUAUCAUUUCCAGGCAGAGGACGAACAGGAGUUUGUGAUAUGGAUCUCAGUGCUGACUAACAGUAAGGAGGAGGCUCUGAACAUGGCGUUCCGUGGAGAGCAGAGUGCUGGAGAUGACAAUUUGGAAGACUUGACCAAAGCCAUCAUUGAGGAUGUGCUGCGCAUGCCUGGAAAUGAAGUCUGUUGCGACUGUGACGCACCAGAGCCUAAAUGGUUAUCCACUAACCUGGGCAUCCUGACAUGCAUUGAGUGUUCAGGGAUACACAGGGAAAUGGGAGUCCAUAUUUCACGCAUUCAAUCCAUGGAACUCGACAAACUCGGAUCCUCUGAACUCUUGCUGGCUAAGAAUGUGGGUAACAGCAGUUUUAAUGAAAUAUUAGAAGGGAAUCUGCCAAGUCCUUCACCAAAGCCAACACCAUCAAGUGACAUGACUGAGAGGAAGGAGUACAUAAAUGCGAAGUACGUGGAGCACAGGUUUGCUCGGAGUACAGCCACUACAGCCACAGCCAGACAGGGCGACUUGUACGAGGCUGUGAGAACUCGAGACCUGAUGGCUCUUAUUCAGCUCUAUGCAGAUGGAGUGGAGCUAAUGGAUCCAUUUCCAGAAGCAGGACAAGACCCGGGAGAGACAGCACUGCAUUUUGCUGUGCGGACAUCAGACCAGACCUCACUGCACCUGGUGGACUUUCUUGUCCAAAACAGUGGAGCUCCAGACAGACAGACAGAUAGUGGAAACACUGCUCUCCAUUACUGCUGCACAUACGAGAAGCCAGAGUGUCUCAAACUGCUGCUCAGGGGAAAACCAUCUAUUGACCUGGUAAAUCAAAAUGGGGACACGGCUUUGGACAUUGCCAGACGACUGAAAAAUGCCCAGUGUGAAGAGCUACUGGCAGAGGCAGCAGCUGGGAGGUUUAAUCCUCACGUUCAUGUGGAGUAUGAGUGGAAUCUGCGGCUGGAGGAGAUCGACGAGAGUGACGAUGACCUAGAUGACAAGCCCAGUCCAGUGAAGAAAGAGCGUUCUCCCCGACCUCAAAGCUUCUGUCAUUCCUCAAGCGUGUCCCCUCAGGAGAAGCCGUCUUUGCCAGGGUAUUUAGGACACAGAGACAAACAGCGACUAUCCUAUGGAGCCUUUGCUAGUCCCGUCUACAGCACCUCCACCGAUACACCUACAUCUCCAGUAUCAGAGGGGCCCACAAUAGCCAGCAAGACCACUUCAAAAGCUCCGUCCACUGGACCGCCCACCUCCCUGCCACUGGGAUCGCAAUCAAGUGCAGGAGGCAGCUCCACUCUGUCUAAGAAGAGAGCGCCUCCUCCACCUCCUGGACACAAGCGCACCCUGUCAGACCCCCCCAGUCCCGUACUUCAGGGCCCGCAGAGCAAAGGAAGUGAGUCCACACCUCCUUCUGCAAAUUGGACAUCCCCGGCCAAUAAGUUUGAGGGAAUUCAGCAGCAGCAAAGCACUACUUCUAUGAACACAAAAGCAACAUUUGGCCCACGAGUUCUUCCCAAACUACCUCAAAAAGUGGCACUACGAAAGAUUGACACUAUCCACCUCUCCUCAGUGGACAAGUCCGGUCCUGAUGUGCUGCAGAAACCUCCACAGGCACAGAACACGCCUCCCACAAGAGCUUCAGAUACGAUAACUAGACCCACUGAGCCGCCACCUAAAAUCCCACAACCUGCAGAACGCUCCCAGCCGGUGGAGGUGCCGCAGAAACCGCAUAUCUCAGACCUACCCCCUAAACCGCAGCUAUCUGAUCUUCCCCCAAAACCACAAUUGUCGGAUUUACCUCCAAAACCUCAGCUUUCUGACUUGCCCCCGAAACCCCAGCUUAAGGAUCUUCCUCCUAAGCCACAGCUCUCUGACCUCCCUUCCAAGCCUACCGUGUCUUCAGCAGCUGAGACCACACAGAGGCAAACAACGCAGGAGGAACCGAGUCCAAAGCCCCAGCGGACAGAGGAGCAGUCAUCCAGUCAGCAGGAGGAGCUCUCUCCGAGACAGGCCAGUGAGGACACUAAUGGUGCACCUGCAGGGACUGUGGAGAUGCCUGUCCCCAUGCCACGGAAAAUAAACACAGCGGGAAAGAGCAAAGUAAGGCGUGUGAAAACCAUCUAUGAUUGCCAAGCGGAUAAUGACGAUGAGUUGACUUUUGUGGAGGGGGAGGUUAUAAUUGUUACAGGAGAGGAAGACCAGGAGUGGUGGAUUGGGCACAUUGAGGGUCAGCCUAAAAGGAAAGGGGUCUUCCCAAUGUCCUUCGUGCACAUUCUGUCAGACUGACAGCAUAUAACUAGCACAAGCUCUGCUCUCUCUGGACUCGCACUGGACUGUGAGCAUUGCCUCUGUACAUAAGCUGCUGAAACCCAAACGGACUCCAAACAAACAAAACAUGAAGUAUCAAACCCAUGCUCCCUUAAUCCUCAAGGGUGAAAUGUGUAAACUGUGUUGUUCAUAAACUGUGUUAUCUUGCCUACCAGUAUUAUUGUAGCCAUCGCAACCCAGCAUGCCAAACUGGGUUUGCAGUAGCUAUACUUGGAAAUCUAGCACUUAACAUGUAUGCUGUAACUUUGUGUAUGUGUACACAUAUAGAAUUAUAUGUAUUUCCAUUUUAAUUGUGUCUUUGUACAUACAUAUGCACAGAUGUAAGUGUAUAUUUAUGUACGUAUGUAUAAUGUACAAGUGUGCAAAUAUAUGUUAACCCUGCUUG
Carassius carassius (crucian carp) is the source of this 4118-nucleotide messenger RNA. Its product is annotated as arf-GAP with SH3 domain, ANK repeat and PH domain-containing protein 1-like. The record is from RefSeq and is a predicted model, not a curated record. The transcript has 30 exons. Gene Ontology annotation, molecular function: protein binding; GTPase activator activity. Lineage: Eukaryota; Metazoa; Chordata; Actinopteri; Cypriniformes; Cyprinidae. Gene Ontology annotation, cellular component: cytoplasm. Bases 236 to 3691 code for a protein of 1151 amino acids. Gene Ontology annotation, biological process: positive regulation of GTPase activity.